Seminavis robusta is the source of this 1442-nucleotide messenger RNA. The record is from the annotation of a GenBank genome assembly. Lineage: Eukaryota; Bacillariophyta; Bacillariophyceae; Naviculales; Naviculaceae.
ACCCAUUGGGGUCUAAACUCUCGGAGCAAUCAUGAAUCAGACGUCAUCAGAGGGAAGGCGCGCAGGAAUCCAAAAACCAAUUUUGACUUGCACGACCAAGGAGUUCACGACGUUCCAAAUAUCUUGUUGCACGACCGUUCCGAGGUCGUCUCAUCUUUUCGCAAACCUCGACAACCAACAAAGAAGGCAACGAGAUCGCUUCAGGAAGCAAGACGAUGAAGGCACCGAGAACACCUUCGCCCAAGAGGUGCAGGGAAGACGACGAUAGUCUGGAUUCCGUGUCGUUCCACUCAUCUAGCCAUCGCUUACCGGAUUCGUCCAGCGCAGAGGAGGAAUGGCAUGAGAAAAGCGCUUCGAGAAGAUCCCCGCUAUCAGUGGCACUUAUCUUUGUCUUUUGUGCGGGCAUCAUCUUUUUCACGUCGGAAAGUAUACGCUACGCUAGCAAAGUCGGGGUGACCUAUCCCGAAAUUGAGACAGAAUCACUUGUCGUCACAUCAUCACACAACACCGGCGAUACGCGAUCUCCAGUUCCUGUCACCCCAAAAGUCGUGUCACCGACACUAUCAUCGUCACAAGGAAAACAACAGCACUAUCACCAACACGCAAAAACCAUGAGAAAUGCGAAAAAAGGCAAGAAAGGCGUAAAAGCGAAAACGGAGGCAACACAAACUACAAACCAAGUUUCAUCACAGCAGCAUACCACCAAAGCAUUGCCUGUUCGUGGCUUAUCUGACAAACAACAAACAGCCAUACAGCGAAAGCUCAAAGGAGGCCGAGGGCGGGGCCGGAGGAGGAGGGGAAUGGGUGGAAUGGGAGGCGGGGGCCGGACCAAUCUUCGCAACGACCUUCUCUACCUAAACGGCGGCCUGACACCUCGGGCAUCGCCCAACGUUGAAACGACGCCACAACUCCAAAGAAUCAUGACCAACGUUCAGAUUUUCCAACCAGGCAUUGGAUUUCUCCCACAGGGAGCAAAUAUCAUUCUUGCACCAGGACCAAGACGUAGGAGAAGGAGAGGUAUGGGCAUGGGUGGGGGUAGGGGUAUGGGCAUGGGCAUGGGUAUGGGUAGCAGCCGAUCCCGUGACAGUGAACGAACGCCGCGUCCGACUGCAGUGCCAACACGGCGGCCUACACCAGUGCCCACUGAAGGCAACGAUCCAUCUGCUUCGCCAUCCCGAACACCCUCCCGUUCUCCCAGCAGCAGUCCUUCCUCUUCGCCUUCGGUACAACCAAGUCUCUCCAAGGCGCCGUCUCGAUCGCCCUCGUCAAUACCGUCCAGUCAACCAAGUCUGUCGGCCAACCCUACGUAGUAUUUCCUGGAGCAUGAUAGGGUUGCUGCUGUAUUGGCUUUAUAAUAAAAUCAAUAUGUACAAUAUGUCACUGUUCUUUUAAAAUGUACCUGCUUUUGUUGCUCCACAAAGAUUUGAAUGACUUCCGGGCCU